Hibiscus syriacus is the source of this 743-nucleotide messenger RNA. RefSeq lists its product as uncharacterized. NCBI's taxonomy places the organism in Eukaryota, Viridiplantae, Streptophyta, Magnoliopsida, Malvales, Malvaceae. The record is from RefSeq and is a predicted model, not a curated record. The transcript has 2 exons. The annotation marks the transcript as partial.
AUCAACAACCACACACAGAAAAAACAUAUCAAAUUCGGACAGGGAGGGUGCUCUGUUCCGUUUCCACCUUUACCAUCUGAAGUCCUUAGGACCUUAGGCGAGUCAUUGAAACUUGAAAGCCUCACAAACAGGGACCACCCCCCCCCCAAAAAAAAAAAAAAAAACAAACACACACAAAAAGGAAAAAAAUCAAAGAAGAACACAGACAUAACAGCUUCGGCCAAACCAGAGUAUCCAGUUGUAGAUCGAAAUCCUCCUUUCACCAAAUUCGUUGGUAAUUUCAACACCCUCGAUUACUUCCGUUUCGUCAUCAUCACCGGCGUGUCCAUCACCGUCGGCUACCUAUCCGGUAUAAAACCGGUAUUAAAAGGUCCUUAAAUGGUGACAGGAGGGCUAAUAGGGUGAAUGGGAGGAUUUAUGUAUGCCUACCAGAACUCAGCGGAUCGACUAAUGGGAUUUUUCCCUAAUGAGGGCGAGGUCGCCCAGUACCAGAAACGUGGAUUCAACAACUAGCGCCUUUUCUUCUUCCAUUCUCGUUUAUUCCCUUUUCUUGUUAUAAAUGUUUAUGUUUAGGAUAGAUUGAAGGACAAAUGAUUGCAAAUAAAUCUUUUUGCUUUGUCUGAUUUCCAAGUUGUUCAUUUCAAGGCAUUUGUCUUGCUGCUACGCUCUUUAGAGAUCGACUUAUAUGGGUCUAAGAUCCCAUUGAAAUGAUUUUGCCUUUGAAUAAUUGUUAGGAAGCACCA